Penicillium brevicompactum is the source of this 3048-nucleotide messenger RNA. Its product is annotated as Glycoside hydrolase family 2 N-terminal. Lineage: Eukaryota; Fungi; Ascomycota; Eurotiomycetes; Eurotiales; Aspergillaceae. Bases 1 to 3048 code for a protein of 1015 amino acids. The transcript is spliced from 4 exons. The record is from RefSeq and is a predicted model, not a curated record.
AUGUUACCGAAACUCUUCCAAUACUUGGCUGUGGUAGCAGCCCUACCAAUUGUCUCAACGACUGUAUCCUCAAAUAACAGCGAUGGAAACUUCACAAACCCUUCUGCUCAAGCUCGGCCAUUCUUCAGGUACUGGCUACCAGACGCUAGUGUUGAUCCAACAGUCGUAGCCUCUGAUAUCCGCUCCGCCGCGGACGUUGGCGCCGGAGGCAUCGAGUUCGUCGCUUACUUCGGGUACGGAGGUGAGAUUGGAGGAAGCCCGCCCGGGUCGGACUGGGUGACAUAUGGGUUCGGUAGUGCGCCGUUCCAGCAUCUGUUGCAGGUAGCUUUGGAAGCUGCUAAGGAGAAAGGCAUACUUGUGGAUGUUGCAUUAGGACCGAACCAAGGGCAGGGGGUGCCUGCGUCUUCGGAUGAUGAUGGGAUCCAAUGGGAUUUGGUGCCAUUCGUCCAAAGAGUACCAGCCAAUCAGACAAGUGUGCGUAUCCCAGGAUGGGGUGAAGGGGAAAUAGUCUCCUGUGUCCUUGCUUCGGUAAACAGGAAGACAAACGUGUCCCUAGCUGGUGAAUCUGGAACCUUCAGCGCCAUACCGCCGCAGGGUUCAUACCUCGAGUUGGUCCUAGACGAGACGUCCCUACAAGACAUGACACACGAUGUCUCGUCAGAUGGAAUCUUAGCAAUACCGUCGUCGUGCUCGUCACGCUAUCUCUAUAUGUUCUCGUUCUAUCAGAGGAGGAGCUUACAUAAAGCCCUCGAGGUAAGGUCUAACAGAACGGACACGAUCCUUGCCAAUGGCUCGUUUGUGGUGGACCAUUUCAGCAAGCAGGGAGCCAGAACAAUGAUCAAUUACUGGGAUAAUCAAAUCCUUACGGAGGAGAUACGAAAACUCCUAGGGGAUGUGGGAAACUAUGGCUGGGAGGACAGCAUGGAAUUUCGGUGCAACAUAUCUUGGACACCAAACUUGCCGAAUGCGUUCUACGACAAGUUUGGAUACUCCCUCGGGAAAUAUCUACCACUCCUCAUGUUCGGUCAGAACAAUAUAAUGGCGCAAGCCAGUAACCCUGGGUUGGUGAAGGCAGUCUUCAAGAAUUACCAUACCACCGAAAAACAUAUCAACGACUAUCGCUCCGUGCUAGCAGAUGGGUAUGGGAGUUACUUGGCCACGUUACGAGGCUGGCUGAACCAGGGUCUGGGACUCCAAUACUCAGCACAGGUCUCGUAUAACCUGCCUCUAGACGCAUUGACGAACGUUCCUUUGGUAGAUGCCCCGGAGUGCGAGAGCCUGCAGUGGAGAAACAAUAUCGACGGGUACCGACAGUUCACCGGUGCUGCAUAUCUAGCCGGGAAAAAUGUCGUAUCGAACGAGAUGGGAGCUUUUAUGUCCCGCGCAUACUCUCUGACAAUACCAGAGUUGCUGAACAGCGUGAACAAAGCUUUCGCGGGAGGUAUUAAUAGGGUCGUUCUGCAUGGCCAGCCGUAUAGUGGGGACUAUUACGGCACUACCUGGCCGGGAAGCACGCCCUUCCAAUAUUUAUUCGCCGAUAUGUAUUCCCCGAAGCAGCCUUCGUGGAUGCAUGGGUUUGAUGAGGCCAAGGGCUACAUAUCCAGGGUGCAGUUUAUACAGCGACAAGGAAUUCCGAGAUUUGAUGUAGCUUUUAUCAACAAAGAUUCCGCUACAGACCCCUAUUGGGCUGCAAAAUACAGCCAGGAUGACCUUCUUGACACUGGUUUUAUAUACACAUAUCUUUCUCCCGAUAACCUCGACUUCCCGAAAGCCUCUGUCGACAAUGGCAUGUUUGCUAUGCAGGGCCCUGCCAUCAAAGCAAUCGUCGUCACAUACGAUGCGAGUAUGACUGUAUCCGCUGUCCGGAGGCUAAAGGACUACGCUACGAAGGGAUUGCCCAUCAUUCUUUCCGGUGGUAGCGCAAAGUAUUACCCAACCUCCAAUGAUGGGGGAUUUGAGGCAUUUAGGGCAGGUCUUCAGGAACUGGCCAAUGCAACGAGUGUCCGGACCACAAGGAGUGGCGAUGUUGCGAAAGCUCUCGUCUCGCAUGGCGUCUCUCCUCGUGUCAGUGUCCAGACAAACGGUACGUGGCAUAUAACUUGGCGCGAGGACAAGGAAGCCCAAGUGGACUAUGCCUUCAUCUUUUGUGAUGGAGGUGGCUCUCAAGGUGAAAUCAGAGUCACAACCGACAAGAUCCCUUAUUCCUUCAAUGCCUGGACUGGAGAACGCCAACCACUAGUGCAGUACAAGGGUCGGGCUGGUGGCAUUCUCAUCCCCCUGACGCUGAAAGCCAACCAAACCACUAUACUAGCAUUCAGCACCCAACCCUUGGACGGCAUAUACACACCCUCUAUUCAUGUCGAGUCUGCUCCCAACUCAGUCCUUGGCUACCACCUUGACCACGAAGGUGGAGCCGUUGCCCAUCUGGCUCACACUGCCAACAAGACAGCUCACGAAUUAGUACUGUCCGACAACUCGACUAGAACCGUUCCAAACACAUCGGCUAUCUCAAGCUCAUUCCUGAUUCGAAACUGGACACUCACGGUAGAGCGCUGGGAAGCCCCUGGGAACAUGCAAAACGCCUCCAUGAUAGCAUCAGCCCGCAAUACAACGCACCAUCUUCCCUCUUUACUUUCAUGGACGGAGAUUCCCGGCCUCAUCAACGCCUCUGGAAUCGGGUAUUACAGGUCCCGAUUCACUUGGCAUGCCGACUACCAAAACCAGUUUGGAGCUUAUAUUACGUUCUCCCGUAUCCUCCACGCAGUUCAAGUCUUCGUAAACCGGAAAAAGAUCCCACCCAUCGACCCAACUACAGGAACUGCUGAUAUCGGAGCCUAUCUGCGGGAUGGCGAGAAUGAGCUGUUGGUUGUGGUUCCGACCACGAUGUGGAAUUAUCUAAAGAGCAUCUUCCCUAAGAUUACCGAGUCGGGCGCGCCUCCGUUGUUAAGUCGCUUAGCUGCCCUAGUUGGCUUGCCUAAUAUCGUUCCCAAUGGGUUGGUGGGUGAGGUUUCUAUUACGCCAUACUUGUCGUUUGCGCUUGAUAUAUAA